Messenger RNA from Mesorhabditis spiculigera, 249 nucleotides. Lineage: Eukaryota; Metazoa; Nematoda; Chromadorea; Rhabditida; Rhabditidae. The record is from the annotation of a GenBank genome assembly.
AUGGCGCCGGAAGUCGUGCACGGUCUCACGCUGAGUGUGGAUGAUGUCUAUAAAUGUGAUAUAUAUGGAGCUGGAUGGGUUGUGUUCGAUAUGGUGACUAGAAAUCCUGUUAGCCGAGCCAUGGAGGCCGUAUUUCAGGAUAGACUGCAUUUGAAUACCUUGAAAAAACUUGUAGCCGGAACGACUUGGUGUGGAAGACGCGUUGAGGCUAUGCGAAGUAAUGGUAAAGGAGUUCGAAAAAUCUCACGC